Chrysochloris asiatica (Cape golden mole) is the source of this 717-nucleotide messenger RNA. It is a transcript of the gene EXOSC5, whose product is annotated as exosome component 5. Gene Ontology annotation, cellular component: cytoplasmic exosome (RNase complex); nuclear exosome (RNase complex); nucleolus. Bases 1 to 717 code for a protein of 238 amino acids. The transcript has 6 exons. Gene Ontology annotation, biological process: U4 snRNA 3'-end processing; nuclear mRNA surveillance; poly(A)-dependent snoRNA 3'-end processing. NCBI's taxonomy places the organism in Eukaryota, Metazoa, Chordata, Mammalia, Afrosoricida, Chrysochloridae. The record is from RefSeq and is a predicted model, not a curated record.
AUGGAGUGGGCGACUCAGAUAGAAAGCCAAAUGCACACUGAGACUGGGGCCUCGGCUGAGGCUGCUGGUUCUCGGGGCCUCGGCUGCAGCCUCCGACACUUUGCCUGCGAACAGAAUCUGCUCUCCCGACCGGAUGGCUCAGCCUCUUUCUUGCAAGGUGAUACCUCCGUCCUGGCUGGUGUGUACGGGCCAGCCGAGGUGAAGGUCAGCAAGGAGAUCUUCAACAAAGCCACAUUGGAGGUGCUCCUGAGGCCGAAGAUCGGGCUGCCAGGAGUAGCCGAGAAGAGCCGGGAGCGGCUGAUCAGGAACACCUGUGAGGCAGUGGUUCUGGGGGCGCUGCACCCCCGCACCUCCAUCACCGUGGUGCUGCAGGUGAUCAGUGAUGCUGGCUCUCUCUUGGCCUGUUGCCUGAAUGCUGCCUGCAUGGCGCUGGUGGAUGCAGGCGUGCCCAUGCGAGCCCUCUUCUGUGGGAUCACCUGUGCCCUGGAUGAUGAUGGGAAUCUUGUGCUCGAUCCCACAGUCAAGCAAGAAAAGGUGGCCCGGGCAAUCCUGACCUUUGCACUUGACAGUGUGGAGCAAAAGCUGCUGAUGUCCACCACCAAGGGGCUCUACUCCAAUGCUGAGUUCCAGCAGUGCCUGGUGGCAGCCCAGACUGCCUCACAACAUGUCUUCCGCUUCUACCGGGAAUCGCUGCAGAGACGUUACUCCAAGAGCUGA